Molecule: messenger RNA, 2001 nt
Organism: Ixodes scapularis (black-legged tick)
Lineage: Eukaryota; Metazoa; Arthropoda; Arachnida; Ixodida; Ixodidae
Exons: 2
Coding region: 1-2001 (666 amino acids)
Biological process (GO): proteolysis
Molecular function (GO): ATP binding; ATP-dependent peptidase activity; metalloendopeptidase activity
Source: RefSeq, a predicted model, not a curated record
AUGACGACCGUACGUAUCGGUUUAAUGAUUGCGCUACUCGUGGCGCCGUCGUUGGUGGCCUCCAAAUCAAACGCCAAUAAAAAAUUGCCCUACUGCCAGAGUCUGCUCAAGGUCGCCAACGUUCGUUCAAAGAUACUCAAAGUGAACAAGACGAGUUACGCCGUACUGUACACGUGCGACAAGAACGACACUCUGUACGGCGGACCGCCCUUAGUGUACUGUCAAAAGCCGAAAAAGAUGGUGGAUGACGCAUCGGGCGAGAAGCGCCAGUGCCUCUCGUUGAUAUACACCUACGUGAUCAAGAACGACGAAGCCAUCAGCACGCUCACCAACCGCGAACUGGCUGCCGUGGUGAAACUCGCCGCCGAACUCUUGAACGGCCACAUCUUUUGCGGCUCCAAUCUUCGAGUCAUGGAAUACAAUUCGUCUCUCGACGCUCUGCCCGACAGGCGGAACCAGCUACACAUCAAAAGGCCCUUUCCGAUAUCCUUUCAACUGGGAGAGUACCUUUCCUCGACCGAAAACGGCUUCUACACCGAACCGCACCUCUCGACCAAGGAUAACUACCUAGACGGGCGACCCGGUCUGCGAAAGUGCCUAUACGACUUUAGUAGCAUUCUGUACGGGAGCCGAGACGCUCUGGCACACGCCGUGUACGACAAGCUGAUCCACAUAAACACGCUAAAGGUCGUAAAUGCCUCGGCGGACACCAUAUUACACACGGUGUUACACGAGUUGGCCCACGCCGUGGGUUUUCAGCAUUUGAAGAAUGCGUCGUAUUUCAUGAACCCUUCCACGCCGGGAUCCGGGGGCAGUUUGCCCUACUCACAGUGGUACGAAUCUUACAAUCGGUUCUUUACAUCGAACGAAGUAUCCGUGAUGAGGGAUCGCUCGAGCAGAUACAACGACUCUGCAAUAAUGUACGGCGGUUGGCUCGGGCACCAAUGUCGCUCGCGCGACAUCGACACGGACAUUCAGGAAGCGCUCUCAGAGGCCAAGCAGACGGUCGCUCAAAGCGGCUAUAGCUUCGAUCGCGACUACAAGUAUUUUAUGGACGUUCUCCGGACUCUCAGAAUUCAAGACGCCUCUGCGAUUGCGCACUCUCAGGUUUCCGGUCUACACAGAACGCACACGCUCAUGAGCGAGGCCAUGUUGCAGAGGGAACUGGCGGGCAUUCGCGGCAGACCAGUCAUCUUAAAUUUCUUCAACGACAGCCUGAUUAUUCCCUCGUACAACUGGGACACGAAGCGUUUCAUUUUCGCCGCAGAGGACGGUACAUGUUGGGGGGUCACGGACCUGACUAACGACAUGUGGCGUCUCAAGAUGGCCAUCACCGACCCGUCUCACGGGCGUCUCGUGUUUUCGGCGGACGAAAACUACUAUCGAGUAGGGGUAUCCUUUAAAAAUUUUGUUCACAGCAAGGCCAUAAUGGUCGACGGGCAAGAAACCAACCUGUCUCAGUACAUCGAUAGUUUGAAUCCCUACGAAAAUUACGGUUACGCGUUCUACUUUCAAGACGCCAAGACCAUCCACAACUACCCCUUACCCGACGAGCCCUUCAACCGUACCAUGUGGGAAUCGUCGCUCGACGGCUCCAAGUGCAACGAUCGCGCCUCCGUCUACAUGUUCAUGUACGACGGCAAAGCUUAUACGGUGACCGAGGACAACUACGUACACAGCGGCUGCGGCGGUUCCGCGGCCACCAAUCAACUCGGCAUGAGCGUCGAGACAUUCAUCGUCACGCACAUUUGCGACGAUAGCAUACACGAUACCGAUCCGCAGAGAGAUGUGCAGAAAGCCGAGAGUGAAGCAGACAUAACCGAUAACGACUCGAACGGCAACCCCGAAAGCGACGACGAUGAGUCUCCCGAUCUGAUCGACUUUGGUUGGUACACGGGCGUGGGAGUCGUGUGCGCACUGUUUAUAGGCGUCACCGCCUACUGCGGCACUCUAAUCGUCCGCGAUCCGAAAAAAUACGCCGAAAGAUAUAGUACGGUUUAG